Molecule: messenger RNA, 666 nt
Organism: Rotaria sp. Silwood2
Lineage: Eukaryota; Metazoa; Rotifera; Eurotatoria; Philodinida; Philodinidae
Source: the annotation of a GenBank genome assembly
AUGGAUGACAAAACUAUAGUAACAUUGAAGAAACCAAAAGAGCACGGUGCUGAUUCGAGCAUCCCACUUCUUGGGAUUACCGAACCAACGAAAAGCAUCGAAACUCCAACUUCAGCAGUGAUAGACAAGAAAACAGAAAAUAUUCUUGUUGUUGCUAAGAAAGGUUACCUUGUCUCCUUCAUCACUGGAGAAGCUGAAAUAUUGGGUUGUCUUGCUGUUUCGUUGAUAGUAGCGAAUUUUACAAUCUUCUUUGUUAAUGAUAUUGAUGAAUUAAAUCAUAUAUUAUUACAAUACAAACGCUUUCAAGAAGAAAAAUCUGGAAUUAAUAUUUGGUAUGAAAUUGAAGAAAUCUUCAAAUCAUUUAAUUUAUCAUUUGGUAAUACACCUGUUACUACUGAUCAAGAAUCAAAUAUGAUUAAAACUCUAAAUCUAACUGAUGAAAUAAGAUAUUCUUGGUUGGCACACCGAACGAAUACUAUUUUAGAAACAGUAUGGAAAAAUUUGAAAACAACCAAUAUUGAAUUUAAAGAUUUGUGUACUACAGUAGGGAAUCUUCGAACUUAUUGUCAACAAAGUGGUGGAAAUCAAUUCAAAUUACCCAGAACAUUGAAAAGUACGUGUGGAUCUCGCCCAUAUCGUUUAUUUUUUCUUAUUUAUGACAGUUAA